GGCAGGCUCGCGCCCGGGCUCGCCCGCGCCGCGCCAGAGGCUCGCGCACUCAGCAGGUUGGGCUGCGGCGGCAGCAGCGGCGGCAGCUGUGGAGCUGGGGCGCUGCUUGUGAGAGGUCCCAGACGCUUCUGCGGCUCUGGCUACGCUACUCUCAUCCGAGUCUCCGUGCUGGGUGCUGAGGAGGCAACAGCUCUAGCGUUGAGAACCCAGAGCACAGCCCUAGCUGCUUCCGACAGCGCCUUCCUUCCGUUUCUAGCCCCGGGCCUCGCUCGGUGCUAGGCGACUCAGACGGGAGGCGGCGGUGACGACGGCUGCCUGUCUGUGUAGAGGAGCCCUGCCCUCUGGCCUUGCCCCGCCACCGGGCCCUACAGGGGCCGAGAGAGCUCGGCGCCCGCCCUUCCUUUAGCCUCUCCAUCGACCGGUUGGAGCAGCGUCGGUCUCUGGGCUGAGGCGUCCUCCGGCUCCAUCAUGUCCGCGGGCGGAGACUUCGGGAAUCCGCUGAGGAAAUUCAAGCUGGUGUUCCUGGGGGAGCAGAGCGUUGGAAAGACAUCACUGAUCACCAGAUUCAUGUAUGACAGUUUUGACAACACCUAUCAGGCAACAAUUGGUAUUGACUUUUUAUCAAAAACAAUGUACUUGGAGGAUCGAACAAUCAGGCUGCAGCUGUGGGAUACUGCGGGUCAGGAACGUUUCCGUAGCCUCAUUCCCAGUUACAUCCGUGAUUCUGCUGCAGCCGUAGUAGUUUACGAUAUCACAAAUGUUAACUCAUUCCAGCAGACUACAAAAUGGAUUGAUGAUGUCAGAACAGAAAGAGGAAGUGAUGUUAUCAUCAUGCUAGUAGGAAAUAAAACAGAUCUUGCUGACAAGAGGCAAGUGUCAAUUGAGGAAGGAGAGAGGAAAGCCAAAGAGCUGAAUGUUAUGUUUAUUGAAACUAGUGCAAAAGCAGGAUACAAUGUAAAGCAGCUCUUCCGACGUGUUGCAGCAGCUCUACCUGGAAUGGAAAGCACACAGGACAGAAGCAGAGAAGACAUGAUUGACAUAAAACUGGAAAAGCCUCAGGAGCAACCAGUCAGCGAAGGAGGCUGCUCCUGCUAAUCCCCCAUGGCAUCUUCAACUUUCCUCCAGAAGCUCACUGCUUUGGCCCCCUUACUCUUUCAUUGACUGCAGUGUGAAUAUUGGCUUGAACCUUUUCCCUUCAGUAAUAACGUAUUGCAAUUCAUCAUUGCUGCCUGUCUCGUGGUGAUGAUCUAUUAGCUUCACAAGCACAAAAAAGUCAGUGUCUUCAUUAUUUAUAUUUUACAAAAAGCCAAAUGAUUCCAGCAUAUUCCAGUGAUAACUUUAAAAUUUACAUGCAUUUUCUUAACUUUUUUUCCUUUUUAAUUUUAUGAGAAUGUACUUCAAAAUGAUGGAAGUCUCAACAAUAUGUGGCUUGGUUAAGGAGCAAUUGUUGACAGCAGCACUUGCCUACCUACUUGAUCUCUUCCUGCUUUACUCACUUCUUUUUUACCCUGUUCCUACCCUCCCUCCUUCAAAACAAAUGAGGGGGCAAAGCAGUAGUCACACCAAGCCCAUGGGAAUUAUCCUUCAAUUUUAGUGUUGCCACUUGCUCUAGGCCUUGGGCCAAGAUAUCCAAAAUUAUUCUUGAGCAUUGAUACAGAUUUCUUAGACCUUAAUUGAGGUCAAAACUCAACUAUCACGAUAGACAGUGCUAGAAUAACAAAAAGGUUCUGGUGCGUCUUCAGAAUGAGUCCUAAUGAACAUACUGAGUACAUACAAGUAAAUGAACAUAAAAUAUAUUUCUGACCAAAACAAAUGAUCCUUUCACAUGUUAGACUCUGGGAGAGAAAAGUACAAGUGCUUCAGAACAGGUUUUAAAUAUUUAAUUCUCAUAAGAGCUGUUUCUCCCAGGGUUUUUAAAUAAUUGUCGAAAUAGAGUUACUCUGUUUAGAAAGCAAAACUUUUUUAAGCAAUAGAUUUCUCUUGGGCUCUUUCUUUGUUUCUCUUUGUUUCUCUUUCCUUUUUUUUUUUUUUUCAAUGCUAUGCAGGCAAGGCACGUAAAAAUCAAAUUCCUUUAACAAGAACCAUUGGAAUUUAAAUUUGGCAUCUUGAUCAAAACUACCAUAACCAGUAGAAACAAUGAUAUCUAAAGUUUACCAACUAAAGACUCCUCAACAGAAUAGCAAAUACUUUGUUCAGGCAUUUGAGGUCAAAUUUAAAAUGGAAACAGUUUUAAGUCCUUAGAGACAGAUCUGAAAAAGCAUCCAUAGAAGAGGGAAAGGAGAGAAUGAAAAUAAAACUCAAUAUUAUGCAGAUUUAUGCCUUAUUUUUCACCAUUUUUUUAUGUUGGUUCUCUCAAUCUGUUUUUGCUUUUUAUUAGAUAUGUAUAGUUUGGUUAAUUAACUAGUGAUUUAUAUUUAAGCUACAGUUAAUCUUUUUCCUUUGGUGAUAUUUAUUUCUUUGCUUUUUUAAAAGUAAUUUCAGUUUUUAGAUGUUUUAUUCAGUCUAUUUAGAGCUUCAUCAUGAUGGCAAUAUGUAUUUCCCUUAAAACACUGCAAACAAAUAUACUACGAGCGCACCAUUUUAAUCUUUACUAGUUAUUGUGAGAUUGCUGUGUAAGUUAAUCAACACAUUUGUAAAUACAUUGUUUGCAGGAAGAAAAUUUCUGAGUUACAACUCAGGAAAAGCCUGCUAAAUUUAUGUUGUAAGCAUUACUUAACACAGUAUAAAGACGAAAAGACAACAGAAAUAUCUUCAUACUUCCUCAUCCCCUCAUUGCAACAAAACCCUCAACUGGGAGAACCUUAUUCCCCUCUUUCCUCUUCCUCCUCCACUUCCCACUUAUUGUCACCUUGUAUUAUUCAGAGAGCACUUGGAUUAUGGGUCUGAUUAGGGAAAUGCUUUCAGAUAAUCAUUAGCCCACAUACCCCAGUAACUUAUACUCAAAAGAUGGGAUGGAGUGUAAAGUGCUUUUAUAAUACAAUAUUAUUGUUAAAGGCAAGGGUUGACUCUUUUGUUUUAUUUUGACAUGGCAUGUCCUGAAAUAAAUAUCAAUUCAAUAUGG
Molecule: messenger RNA, 3061 nt
Organism: Camelus dromedarius (Arabian camel)
Lineage: Eukaryota; Metazoa; Chordata; Mammalia; Artiodactyla; Camelidae
Gene: RAB6A
Product: RAB6A, member RAS oncogene family
Exons: 8
Coding region: 469-1095 (208 amino acids)
Biological process (GO): vesicle-mediated transport
Molecular function (GO): GTP binding; GTPase activity
Source: RefSeq, a predicted model, not a curated record